This is a messenger RNA of Salvelinus namaycush (lake trout), 1005 nucleotides long. Its product is annotated as P2Y purinoceptor 14. Gene Ontology annotation, cellular component: membrane. The transcript has 2 exons. Gene Ontology annotation, molecular function: G protein-coupled purinergic nucleotide receptor activity. The record is from RefSeq and is a predicted model, not a curated record. Bases 1 to 1005 code for a protein of 334 amino acids. Gene Ontology annotation, biological process: G protein-coupled receptor signaling pathway. Lineage: Eukaryota; Metazoa; Chordata; Actinopteri; Salmoniformes; Salmonidae.
AUGGCCGGCAACUGGAUCACUGGCCCGUCCAAUCAGACAACAGACUUCGGCAGCGUGUUCACUCACCAGGUGCUCCCAGUUCUCUACGUGCUGAUCGGCGGUGUGGGCUUGGCUCUCAACAGCUUGGCUGCCUGGAUCUUCUUCCGGGUGCCCAGCGACUCAGGCAUGGUGGUCUACUUGAAAAACAUGGUAGUGGCCGACCUGCUGAUGCUGCUCACCUUCCCCUGGCGCGUGGCCAGCGAGCUCGGUCUGGGCGGCUGGCAGGUCCGCGUGGCCGUGUGCCGCUACAGCGCCGUGCUCUUCUACUCCUCCAUGUACGUGGGCAUCAUCUUAAUGGGCCUCAUCAGCCUGGAGCGCUACGUCAAGGUCGUAGGACACUCCUCUUCCUGCACACACCUCCUGCAGCGAGUGGGGUUCACCCGGGUCCUGGCCCUGCUGACGUGGAGCCUGCUGCUGCUUUCCGUCCUCCCCAAUGUUGUGCUGACCAGCAAGCCUGCGGACGAGCAGAGCUCCAGACACUGUGUGCAGCUAAAGACCCCCCUGGGUCAGCAGUGGCACAAGGUGUCCUCGUAUUUCGGUGUGGCCCUGUUCUGGGCCACCGUACUGGUUCUAGCCUUCUGCUACUCUUCCAUUGCCCACCACUUCUACAAGUCAUACCGCCGCGUUCGCCAGGACGACAGCGGGGUGUACAGCAAGUCCAACUGCAGUAUCUUCAGCCUCCUGGUCGUGUUCUUCAUCUGUUUCGUGCCCUACCACAUCUGCCGCGUGACCUACACCCAAAGCCAGUUACCCGGCUCCGGCUUCAGCUGGCACAGCCGUUAUAUGCUGUUCCAGGCGAAGGAGGUCACCCUCUUCCUGUCAGCACUCAACGUGUGCCUGGACCCCGUCAUCUACUUCUUGAUGUGCACUAAGUUCCGCGAGUCACUACUGAAGAAACUGCCCAGAGGCAAGGGAGGGCCAAAGAGAUGUUCCCUUACCACAGAACAGACUGUUAGUAAUAUGUGA